AUGGCAGACCACGACACCACGGACGCUAUUGACGUCAAGGACACGCCCCUCAACAGCUCCGUAUCUUCCAUCGGCCGCACACCUCCGACUGCGCUCAAAUUGGGCUCCAGCCCCAGCCCGGCAUCGUCCCACCGUUCGAGCUUCGCGGAGCACAUGCGAGGAACGCCCACAUCACCACGCGCGUCACGGCAGCCUUCGCUGACACAGCAAGCGCUACAAGACCUCCUCAACAACCCUCCAACCAAGGGUGGUGAUCCAAAGUUCCAGGGACGCGAUUGGAAGACUGUCAGACUGGGAGAGAUUGUCGAUCCUGACCUGGUGAGGUUCGUCGAGUACGAUACCAGCGUUGAGGAUGCGACGAGCAUACUAGUCAAACAUGGCGCCCCCAAUGUCGUCCUCCUGCGCGAAGACGCAAACACACGGCAUGCGACCGGGACCUUCGAUUACAGCGACCUGAACGCGUACCUCCUCCUCGUAGUCGGCCUCGCGCAUCCCGAAGAAGGCGACAUCGCCUCGUUCGACGAGCUUGCACAGAAAGGAAGAGAAGGAAAGCCCAUACCGCUCAAAGACGUAAAAGAGGUUGGUGGCAGAAAGGAGCCGUUGAUUACUCUCGACGAGACAACGGAUCUGUCCAAAGCCAUAGAAGUCUUCGGAAGCGGUGUACAUAGAGUGUUGGUCGCAGAAGAAGGCACAUCGAACGUCAAGGGCAUACUCACCCAACUAAGACUGGUGCAAUUCUUCUGGGAGAACCGAUCGAGCUUCCCAGGCGUAAACCAGCUGUACCCACAGCUAAUCAAAGACCUGAACCUUGGAUCCAAGACCGUUCUAGCCAUCAAGUAA
This is a messenger RNA of Alternaria ventricosa, 840 nucleotides long. It is a transcript of the gene SDS23, whose product is annotated as cell separation during budding. The record is from RefSeq and is a predicted model, not a curated record. Gene Ontology annotation, molecular function: protein serine/threonine phosphatase inhibitor activity. The coding region runs from base 1 to 840 and encodes 279 amino acids. The transcript has 2 exons. NCBI's taxonomy places the organism in Eukaryota, Fungi, Ascomycota, Dothideomycetes, Pleosporales, Pleosporaceae.